UCACCUAAACUCAUCCACGUUCUUGACCAAAAUGCUGAAAAUUUUGAGAAGGAAAUUCCUUUCCUCCAAAUGGAAAAGGAAUUUUAAGUUAUCAAAUAAUAACUAUGAAAGAAAAUACAUUCUUGAAUAAUUUUCCUCUCAUCUCUCUUUCUGAUCAUAAACCCUAGAUUUAACUUAGCUUCAAAUUUUACGGUUUCUUUUACUGAUUAGUUAUUAGAAGCACUGAAGAUUCCCCCUUUCCUAAUUAUUUGAAUCCAUUUUUGGUUGCUUCAAUAAUCACAAAUAAAUACGAAAAUUAUUGAAAAAAAUGAUGGGUUCAGAGAACAAUCACUCAAUCAGAGAACAGAUGGAAACCCUAAUUCUCAACGAAGACGAUGGCAGCAAGUACGAUGCUUCGAGCUCAAUAUCCUAUUCCAGUUACAGCAGUGCAAUGACCACACUAUCCUCCUCCGGUCACCCCCUGUUGACCCCGCCGUCCAUUGCCACCACCCCUACCGUGUCGGAUCCGCUGUUAUUUCCCUCUCAUGAUUCCAUUCCGGAAUCCCCUUCCUACGCUGAUGUCAUUAUCAGUCCCCUUGAGGGUAGUCCCACUGUCUCCUCCUCCGACGGAGCCAGUGGGAGCGGUGAAAUACACGACGAAUUAAGGGUAUCGCCAAGGUCCCAGCUGGAAGGCUCGGAAUAUUUGAGAAUCACGGUUUCUGAUCCAAAAAAAGAGGUUGAAUCUUCUAAAUCUAUUGUUCCUGGUGGCAACAGUUACGUUACGUAUUUGAUCACCACGAAUACAAAUAUUAAGGAGUAUGGAGGGUCGGAUUUUAGAGUCCGGAGGCGGUUUAGGGAUGUUGUUACGCUUUCUGAUCGCCUGAGUGAAGGCUAUAGAGGAUAUUUUGUUCCGCUAAGGCCUGAUAAAAGUGUAAUGGAAAGCCAGGUGAUGCAAAAGCAAGAGUUUGUGGAACAGAGGAGAGUUGCGUUGGAGAAGUACUUGAGGAGGCUUGCAAUGCACCCUGUGAUUAUGAAGAGCAAUGAGUUAAAGGAGUUUCUAACAGUGGAGGGGAGGAUGCCUCUGUCAUCAAAUGACGUUGCCUCAAAGGUGCUUGACGGGGUGGUAAGGCUGCCAAAGCAGCUGCUGGGGGAGUCGAGGAGUGUAGUUGAGUCGCAGGAUGAGGUGGAGCCAGCCAAGGGCAGAAGGGAUUUUAUGAGGCUGUUCAAGGAGUUGAAGCAGUCAGUUGUGCAUGAUUGGGGCAGUUCAAGGCCUCCCGUGGAGGAGGAGGAUAAAGAAUUCUUGGAGAAGAAGGAGAAGUUGCAUGAUAUGGAGCAGCAACUUACUAAUUCUUCUAAACAGGCUGAGUCACUGGUUAAAGCACAGCAAGAUAUGGGGAAUACAAUGGGAGAAUUGGGGCUAGCAUUUAUUAAGUUGACAAAGUUUGAGAAUGAACAUGCCAUAUUGAAUACUCAAAGAGCGAGGGCUGCUGACAUGAAAAAUGUUGCAACUGCAGCUAUCAAAACAGGCAGAUUGUAUCGAGCAUUAAAUGCACAGACUGUGAAGCAUUUGGUAAGUGCUGCAUUGUUGUUGUGGGUCAUUAUUGUGUGAUAAGUUGAACAGCUA
Molecule: messenger RNA, 1603 nt
Organism: Olea europaea var. sylvestris
Lineage: Eukaryota; Viridiplantae; Streptophyta; Magnoliopsida; Lamiales; Oleaceae
Product: sorting nexin 2B-like
Exons: 2
Coding region: 308-1588 (426 amino acids)
Molecular function (GO): phosphatidylinositol binding
Source: RefSeq, a predicted model, not a curated record